Molecule: messenger RNA, 510 nt
Organism: Choloepus didactylus (southern two-toed sloth)
Lineage: Eukaryota; Metazoa; Chordata; Mammalia; Pilosa; Megalonychidae
Product: putative tripartite motif-containing protein 61
Exons: 1
Coding region: 1-510 (169 amino acids)
Molecular function (GO): zinc ion binding
Source: RefSeq, a predicted model, not a curated record
AUGGCCUUUGCAGCAUCCCUGGCUGAAUUCCAAGCAGUGGCUAAUUGCCCCAUUGGCCUAGAUUUCCUGAGAAACAAAUGUCCCUUAACUGCAACCAAAACUUUUGUUGCUACUGCAUCAACCAGUGCUGGGAAGAUCUGCAGGACAUCCUCCCAUGUCCUGUCUGCCUCCACCACUGCUUUGAGAGGAAUCUCAAGAUUGAUAACCAAUUAUGUCACUGAUAUUGUGAGGCAACUUCCUACCAGGAGGAGCAAGGGGAAAUCUCAGGAAGAGAAAGCCCUGUGUAAGAAACACAAUCAGGUUCUAACCCUGCUCUGUGAGAAGGACCUGGACCUAUUGUGUGCUCAGUGCAAGGUCUCCUCUUUACACCAUGAUCACUAUUUGAUGCCUCUUGAGCAAGCUGCAGCUCAUCACAGGAAGAAACUCAAAAGCUCCUUUGAGCCACUUAAGAAGCAAGUUGAAGAUGCAGAAAUGGGGCUAGAAAUCCACUAUCAAAAUCAUUUGAAUUGA